Populus trichocarpa (black cottonwood) is the source of this 1212-nucleotide messenger RNA. RefSeq names its product glycosyltransferase BC10. NCBI's taxonomy places the organism in Eukaryota, Viridiplantae, Streptophyta, Magnoliopsida, Malpighiales, Salicaceae. Gene Ontology annotation, cellular component: membrane. The record is from RefSeq and is a predicted model, not a curated record. Gene Ontology annotation, molecular function: glycosyltransferase activity.
UGUGCUUACCCUUGGCCAUUGUCUUCACUCUUCACCAUCACCACGCCCACAUCCACCACCACCAUUAGUGAUUGCAAAGAAGACAAAGGUACAAUCUUUUUAACAAAAAACCUCCCUAAACUCAAAAUCAAAACCCCCAUUUCACCACAACCACCACCUCAUCCUCCAUCCCUACCACCACCACCUCAAGAUGACGACUCACUUCUACAUCUUGCUUCCCAAGUCAAUCCAAGACCUAAAUCACCAAAGAAACUAGCUUUCUUGUUUUUGACGACUACACCUCUUCCCUUUGCACCUCCAUGGGAACUCUACUUUAACCAAAGUAGAAGUACUCUCUUUAACAUCUAUAUCCAUGCAGACCCAACUUACAAGUAAGACCCGCCGUUUACAGCGGUUUUCACAGACAAAGUUAUCCACUCAAAACUAGCUAAAAGAUCAACCCCCACUCUCAUAUCGGCGGUGCGUCGGUUACUAUCCCACGCGCUUCUUCAUGACCCUUCCACUUCCAUGUUUGCCCUUUUAUCCCCUUCUUGUAUUCCUCUACAUUCGUUCAACUUCACAUACAUCUUGACCAACUCGGGGAAGAAUUUUAUUGAGAUACUUGACAAUGAGGGUGGUGCUUAUGAUAGAUGGGCGGCGCGUGGGUCGAUGCUCCCGGAGGUGGGGUUUAAAGAUUUUCGUAUCGGGUCCCAGUUUAGGGUAUUAACACGUAAGCAUGCGAGGAUGGUAGUAAGGGACAUGAGGAUUUGGCCCAAAUUUAACCAAACUUGCUUGAGGGAGGACACAUGUUAUCCUGAAGAGAAUUACUUCCCUACCCUUAUCCAUAUGCAGGACCCGCGCGGGUCAGUUUCUGCCACACUUACAAGCGUUGACUGAAGUGUUAGUGCUGGUGGUCACCCACGUAAGUAUAAGGCGUCUGAGGUGGGCCCAGAUUUGAUAAUGAGCUUGAGAAACAGAAGGCCGAGGUAUGGUUACGAGGGAAUAAACGGCUCUGAUUUGUCAGUGAUGAAACGAAAUGACCCGUUCUUGUUUGCGAGGAAAUUUUCUCCUGAUUCGAUCCAGCCAUUAAUCAGUAUAGCGAAGGAUAUCAUCUUGAAUGAUUAGGACAAUGGCGUUGUUUGCCUUCAUGUCGUCACUGCUGGCUGCUAUGCAGGUUCCCAUCCCAUGGUGAUGGUUUUAUGUGUUUUUCACUUUCCUGGUGGGGCCAACUAG